AUGCAUCCUACGUUCCCUUCGCAGACUCUUCCCGAGGUAACAAUGGACAUUCCACGCCAACAGCAGCCAUUGCCGGUGGUUCACAAUGCUUACACACCCAAAGUAAGUAUCUCAUCAUCUUCUGCUGUGUAUCAAGUAAUCCUAACAUAUUCANAGGAAGCAAUCGAGAUCUCGUCUCGAACUGGUGCCUACAAGGCACACAUGCGUAUCGACAAGACCAUCAUCAGCAGUUUCAUGGCCGGUUGUCUUCUUUCUUUUGGAGGAGCCUGUUACAGUGUCAUCAACACCUCUGCCUGGCUAAAUGAGAAUGCUCCUGGAAUUCCUAGAAUGCUCGGAGCUCUGAUCUUCCNNCCCUUCGGUUUGGUUGUCAUUGUCAUGACUGGAGCAGAUCUCUGCACUGGAAGUUUCAUGUACACCAGCUUGGCUGCUCUCCAUCGCCGUACUUCUGUUCUGCUGAUGUUGAGACAUUGGUUGCUCACCUUCUUUGGCAAUCUUGCUGGUGCCCUGUUCGUCACUUGCAUUGUUGUUGGCUAUGGCGGUGUCUUGUCGGCUCCUGUUUAUCGUAAGGAGCUGCUCAAUAUCGCUACGACCAAGGCUGUGACGCCAGAGUGGCACCAGAUCUUCUUGAAGGCUAUCGGUGCCAAUUGGCUAGUUUGUCUCGCAUGUUUCUUGGCUUGCUGUGCCAGGGAGUUCUUCUCCAAAGUGACGGCCAUAUGGUGGCCUGUGUUCGCCUUCGUUUUGCUUGGUCUAGACCAUGUUGUCGCCAACAUGUUUUAUAUCCCCAUGGCUGUUGUACUGACCAUGGCAGNNAUCUUCUUGCACCAUCCCGAUAUCACCGUCGGUUACUACAUCUGGAAAAGCAUGAUCCCUGCCGCCCUCGGCAACAUUGUCGGCGGCAGCGUCUUUGUAGCCUUCGUAUACUGGUACCUUUUCCUCGUCGGUGACACCUCUGAGAUUGUCAUCGAUGGCGACUACUGGGAUGUCCAGAGCCGCUCGUCCGUGACUUCAAUCUCAGAACAAGAGACCACUCAACAUCAAUCGAACAAGGAUGAUGGCAAGAUGGUUUAA
Molecule: messenger RNA, 1068 nt
Organism: Aureobasidium vineae
Lineage: Eukaryota; Fungi; Ascomycota; Dothideomycetes; Dothideales; Saccotheciaceae
Source: the annotation of a GenBank genome assembly